Messenger RNA from Triplophysa rosa, 2366 nucleotides. RefSeq names its product cholesterol 24-hydroxylase-like. The transcript is spliced from 15 exons. Gene Ontology annotation, biological process: cholesterol catabolic process. Gene Ontology annotation, molecular function: heme binding; iron ion binding; cholesterol 24-hydroxylase activity. Bases 60 to 1577 code for a protein of 505 amino acids. Lineage: Eukaryota; Metazoa; Chordata; Actinopteri; Cypriniformes; Nemacheilidae. The record is from RefSeq and is a predicted model, not a curated record.
CUUGUCAGACAGACUUGUUUAAAGUGUUCUGCAGUUUCACACACGUUGUACUCGUAACAAUGGCAUUCCUUCAGGAGAUCACAGGAUGGCUCUCAUAUAUUAUGUUUUACGUGCUAUGUGUCGCUUUAAUCGGAUUUGUUGCGUAUUGUCUGUAUGUUAGACAUGUUCAUCAGAAAUAUGAUCAUAUACCUGGACCUCCAAGAGACAAUUUUUUACUGGGACAUAUACCGACUUUUAUGAGAGGGACGACAUCGGAAAACGUCAUACACGAAUUAUUACUGAAAUGGGCAAAAAAAUAUGGUCCUGUCUACAGAAUUAACAGCUUGCAUUUAGCUGUGGUCGUGAUCUAUUGCCCGGAGACUACAAAGACAGUAUUGAUGUCACCGAAGUACCCCAAAGAUCCCACUGUCUACAAGCAACUCUUUAACUUGUUUGGAAAAAGGUUCCUGGGAAACGGACUUGUGACGGCUAUAGAUCAUGACGUCUGGUACAGGCAGCGGCGCAUUAUGGAUCCAGCCUUUAGCAGCUCAUACCUGCGAGGCCUUAUGGGGACGUUUAAUGAGAUGUCAGAACGCCUCAUGGACAAACUGGAGGAAACGGCAGACACGAAUACACCUGUCGUGAUGCACGAUAUGGUCAACUGUGUCACACUCGACGUCAUUGCCAAGGUGGCUUUUGGUGUUGAUUUAAACUUGUUAAAGAAUACUGACUCCCCCUUCCAGACUGCUAUAGAGCUGUGUUUAAAAGGCAUGGUAUAUUAUCUCAGAGACCCUUUUUUCAAGCUUAACCCCAAGAACUGGAAGACGGUACAACAAAUUAAAGAUGCAGCUGAACUCUUGCGUUCAACAGGAGAGAAAUGGAUACAAAACAGGAAGACAGCAGUGGAAAAUGGUGAAGACGUCCCCAAAGAUAUUCUCACUCAAAUUCUCAAGACAGCAGAGGAAGAACAAGCAAUCAAUUCAGAAGAUCACGAGCUGAUGCUGGACAAUUUCGUCACUUUCUUCAUUGCGGGGCAAGAGACAACAGCCAAUCAGCUCUCGUUUGCAAUCAUGGAAUUAGGGCGAUACCCUGAGAUAUAUAAACGAGCUAAAGCAGAAGUGGAUGAAGUGCUCGGGACUAAACAUGAAAUUUUAUAUGAAGACCUUGGAAAACUCAGUUAUCUGUCUCAGGUGUUGAAGGAAACUCUGCGUCUCUACCCCCCUGCUCCAGCAACAUCUCGCUGGCUAUCUGAUGACAUGUUUAUAAAUGGACUGAAAGUCCCAGGAGGAUGUGUUGCCGUUUUCAGUUCUUAUAUCUCCGGAAGACUGGAAAACUUUUUCAAAGAUGCGUUGAAGUUUGAUCCAGAGAGAUUUGAUGUGAAUGCCCCAAAGCCUUAUUACUGCUACUACCCAUUUGCACUUGGACCGCGUUCUUGUCUGGGGCAGGGCUUCUCACAGAUGGAGGCGAAAGUUGUGCUCGCCAAACUGCUUCAGAGGUUUGAGUUCAGUCUGGUUCCUGGACAGUCUUUCGACAUUAAAGACACAGGAACUCUGCGGCCCCAAAGUGGAGUUAUCUGUACCAUUAAACAUAGCACAUAGAUUAUAUUCUAGGCCUAUGGUGAUCAAUUAAUUUCCCCAGGGGGCCACAGGAUAAAACCGGGCUUUUUUGGAGGACCUAAAUCUGCUGAAUAUUAGUUUUAUUGCACUUAAAUUACAGCGUAGCUUUAAAUAUAACUACCACAUCUUUCUCUUAUAGACAUUAUCCAUGGAAAACCAUAUAGUAACAACAAAUGUACCAUUAUUUCACUAUCGCAACCAUAGUUUAAACAUUAUAUUUACUGAGGUCAUACACAUAGAAAUGAAUCAAACAGGAUUACUACAUUCUUACUAUUUUAAAACCAUGGCUAAUUUUCAUCAGGGAUGUACGUGACAAAUGAAGUCUGAUCUAUUCCAAACUGACAAUAACUACUGUACUACAGAUGCAGUUCCUUUUAUACACUUUUUUACACUUAUAUUUAAAAAUGUGAAACCAGAUGUAUAAUUUAUAAAAAAGAUGUCAUAGUAAGAAACAACUCUGAUUUCAUAUCCAUUACUUGUGCAAUCUGUUUCAUUUUUAUAUUGUAUCAAAUAAAAUCCUAAAUGUUCGUACGUUUUGCCCACCUCUGUCCUAUGCCCAGGACUUCCUGUGUAUUUAGCAAUCUAACUAUCUGUAAGAACGAUUAACCUGCAUGAAGUUUUAACAACUCUACAUGCCAUUUUGAAUGUUAAUAUACAGAAAUGAGACAAUACAAUAGUUUUUCUUUAUGAUUAUAUUGCAUGCACAUUAAAAUUUAUUCAUUUACAUUUAUCGAUUUAGCAGACAGAUUUUAAUGAGAGAGCUUUUAAUAU